ACACACACACACACACACACACACACACACACACACGCACACAUAUUUCUAACGCAUCAGUGUUAUCAUCGCGCAUACAACAUAGAUCAAUCGCAGAAUGCAGAUGAAUGCAGAACUUACAUUUACAACAUACACUCAAUAUGCACGGAAGACGACGAACAUAACAACAGCCCGAUGGAGGGGGCCCCAAGGCCAUUUGCUGAGAGCCCAUCACGGGUCAAACUCCAAGAACUCAGAGCAUCAAUCCACUACCUGCGGUCGGUGUCAGUGCUGCUUAUUAGACCUUCAUUUUUGACCAAAACGAGACGUGGAGGAGAUGAUGCAAGCCACUGAAGCAUCGACUGCUAGGCCUAAAGUUGAACCCAUGAUCCAACAUCCUGUUGCACGGCCUCGCCGGUCCGCUCAGCAGGGGAUACCGGGACGAUUUGAUUGGUCGGUAGCCCCUCUAAUUCCUCCAAUCAAGAGCGCCCCUGGAGGUCAGGUGGUCACGUAUGCUGCAGGACAAAAACAGAGCGAUUCCCUGACCUCUCCCCCGAAACCCGCGACCAGGAGUCGAUGGUUCCACUCCUGCACGCCGUGGCGGCGCACGCCAUCCCGCCGCAGGCGCUCACCCAGCUGGCGCGCGAUUGGCUGAGGGAGGACACGCCGAACUUCGACCCUGCCGGGGUGUGCGUGGGCUCCGGGAACGUGGAGGCUCGCCUGUUCUGUAAGAUGGCGGGCAGCAUCCUGGCCGGCGGGCCCUUCUUCACGGCCGUGUUCGCCGAGCUGGGCUGCACGGUGAACUGGCUCUUCCCAGAGGCAGCUGAGAUGGGUCCUGACGGUAUCACCCUGGUGGCUGAGGUGCGGGGCCCGGCCAGGUGUCUCCUCCUGGGGGAGAGGCCGGCCCUCAACUGCCUGGCCCGCGCCUCGGGCAUCGCCACCCGCUGCGUCCGGCUCCGGGCGAUGGCGGCGGCCGCGGGCUGGCACGGGGAGGUGGCCGGCACGCGCAAGACCACGCCGGGCUUCCGCCUGGUGGAGAAGUACGCCAUGUUGGUGGGCGGGGCCUCCAUGCACCGGCAGGACCUGAGUGGCAUGGCCAUGCUGAAGGACAACCACGUGUGGGCGUCGGGCGGCAUCACCAAGGCGGUGCAGGCCACGCGGACGGUGUGCGGCCUGACCAGUAAGAUCGAGGUGGAGUGCGGCUCCACGGAAGAGGCCUGCGAGGCAGCCGCCGCCGGCGCCGACAUCGUCAUGCUGGACAAUCUGCCGCCCAGGGAGCUCCACGCCGCGGCCCUGCUCCUGAAGCAGCAGUUCCCGGCGCUGCUGGUGGAGGCCAGCGGGGGGGUCUCCCCGGAGAACCUGCCGCAGUACUUCGGCCCCCACGUGGACAUCAUCUCCCUAGGCUGCAUCACCCAGGGGUGCCCCGUGGUGGACUUCUCCCUCAAGGUGCAGAAGCCCUCGUGUGACCCCAGAGGACCGGCCCGGGGUGCUGUAGCAGCAGCCGACCGGGGACUGCCCUAGGGAGGCCGAGUCAUGAGAGGGGGGGGCUGGGACGACGCUCCCCUCAGCUGGAGGCUUAACCCGCUCACAAGUGGGGCGUUGGGAAAGACGGUGACCAUUGUGGUUCAUAUGGGAGUGGAAUUAGUAAUCAGUCACUGUAUUUAAGAAGAACAGAUGAAAGUGGUCUUCUUUUAAAUGCAAUGGUCUUAAUUGAGACUAAUCUUUAUUAAAAAUGGGAUGAUUAUUGUUCCCUGUUGAUUUAAUUUAUAACUGUUCAUAUGUUAAAAAGGACUGUUUAGUUGCAGUGUUUCCCCUUCCCUUCGAUUUCUCCUUAUACCUCAUGCAUUUAUUCUGAAGCCAUUCAUGAGCAAAUGUCAGCUUAGGUCUGCAUUUGUUUAUUCUUCCAUAGCAAAACACUACUUUGUUGUCAGUAUUUUUUCCACAAUGUAACAAUUGAUGUUGGUCUAGUAGAGGGCACCUAUGAUAUGCUUUCAAGUAAAGCAAAUGGCCUUCAGGGUGCCAGAAACCCAGAUACGGUGCUGUCCUCGCGGCUGGAUGCGUGUAGGGUAAACACUGGGUGGCAUUGUUCAGAUUUACGCACAAAUAAAAUCAUGUUUAUCCAGA
Molecule: messenger RNA, 2103 nt
Organism: Gadus morhua (Atlantic cod)
Lineage: Eukaryota; Metazoa; Chordata; Actinopteri; Gadiformes; Gadidae
Product: nicotinate-nucleotide pyrophosphorylase [carboxylating]
Exons: 6
Coding region: 556-1500 (314 amino acids)
Biological process (GO): quinolinate catabolic process; NAD+ biosynthetic process
Cellular component (GO): cytoplasm
Molecular function (GO): nicotinate-nucleotide diphosphorylase (carboxylating) activity; DNA binding
Source: RefSeq, a predicted model, not a curated record